AUUUGACACGAAAUAUAAAAAUAUUCUGUGUUAUACAAGUGUUUUUUAUUUGUUGAAAUAUUAUUUUAUUAUGGUUAUCUAAAUAGUUUCUAAAUUUAUUUUAAUGUUUUCUAAUAUACUAUUUUUAAUUAUUCGAUUACGCUAUACUUGAUACCACCAUCAUAUACGAUAAUGAAGACACUUAAUGCGAGAUUCACAUGAUAUGAAAUAGUGGUUUCCGAUUCUUCGUGCACGUGUACAUUUGAGAUGCUACCAUCCUUUACCAUCCUUUAUCCAUCCACGUUCAGAAUAUACAAUAUGGAUCGCACACAUAUGGACCACUCGAAUAUGCAUAUGGACCACAAAAUGAACCACGGUGACGACCAUAUGGGGCAUCACCUUAUGAAUCUUACACAUUCGAAUACUAAUUUAUAUAAUGACAGUGCAGAUAUAAGUCCUAUGUCCCACCACCAGUCUGAUGUCGUCAGUCAAAGUAGCCACGAAAACCAUGGAAGUGUCUCACAUUCUAUGAUGUCUAUGACAUUCCAUGGCGGUUAUAUCGAAACUAUUCUAUUCUCGUGGUGGAAUGUUGAGGAGGUAGGAGAAUUUGUUGGAUCCUUUUUUGCAAUAUUUAUCAUGGCGUUGCUAUACGAAGGACUCAAGUAUUAUAGAAAACAUUUGCUAUGGAAAAGUUAUACAGGAUUACAGUAUUGUGCAGUAUCACCCCCAGAUAAGGGAGUAGCAAAUAUAUGUGCUGCUGACGAACCACAAGUAAUACAGCCUAUGCCGCAUGUACUGGAGAGAAAUGUACCUACUAUGCUGAGUAAGGCACACGCGUGGCAGACUGUACUCCAUGGCAUACAAGUUUUAGUCAGCUACAUGCUGAUGUUAGUGUUCAUGACAUACAACACUUGGUUAUGUGCAGCUGUAGUGCUUGGUUCGGCGACUGGAUAUUUCUUUUUUGGUUGGCGUGAGUCAGUAGUAGUAGAUUUUACAGAACACUGUCACUGAUAUAGGCCUAUCAUUAGAAAUCGAACUAAUAAUCAAAAGAUAAACCUUGCUCAAAAUGGGUUACAAAUGUUACGGUGUUAAUAUUAUCAUGUUAUAAGUGAACAGCGGUUAUUUAAGUACUUCCAGGCAGAUAUGUUUAUACCAGUUAUAUACUUGUUAGGAUAAUAUACAUAU
This is a messenger RNA of Achroia grisella, 1164 nucleotides long. RefSeq names its product high affinity copper uptake protein 1-like. NCBI's taxonomy places the organism in Eukaryota, Metazoa, Arthropoda, Insecta, Lepidoptera, Pyralidae. Gene Ontology annotation, molecular function: copper ion transmembrane transporter activity. The transcript is spliced from 8 exons. The coding region runs from base 247 to 990 and encodes 247 amino acids. The record is from RefSeq and is a predicted model, not a curated record. Gene Ontology annotation, cellular component: membrane. Gene Ontology annotation, biological process: copper ion transmembrane transport.